GACGGGCUUCCCGGCUGCCCGAAGUGGGAGUGGUGUGGGCUGCCGGAAGGAGAGAGGAAGAGGAGCAGAAGCGGGCAAGCAGCGGCCUCCGCUAGCGGCCUCCGCUGACGGCCUCCCGGGGCGCUGAGAGGCUGGGCCGGCUCCCGGCUCGCUCGUCAGUUCGUGCCGCCGCCUCGGCCAUUCGGCCCCGGGGCCCGGACUUGCGGCGCGCGUCGGGGCGGAGGGCUGCUAUCGCCGCGCAGGGAGAGGCCCGGUCCUCGCCGCCGAGGGAUGUUUCGGAAGCAGGCAAGGCAACAAGAUGUGACCUGUUUCUCUUCUGCAGAAGAGGCCCUUCCUCCCCUUCCCGCGAAGGCAAAUGUUCUGAAAAAAGACUGCAUGGGAAUGGCAUGCCUUACAAUGACAGAAAUGGAAGGAACAUCUUCAUCUCCUGUACAUCAGAAUGGUGAUAUUCCUGGAAAUGCUAAUUCUGUGAAGCAAAUAGAUCCAAUCCUACAGGUCUAUCUUUAUCAUUCCCUUGGAAAAGCUGAGGGGGAUUAUCUGAAGUUUCCAACUGGAGAGUAUGUUGCAGAAGAGAUUUGUGUUGCUGCUUCUAAAGCUUGUGGAGUCACACCUGUGUAUCAUAGUAUGUUUGCUUUAAUGAAUGAAACAGAAAGGAUCUGGUAUCCACCCAACCACGUCUUCCAUAUAGAUGAAUCAACCAGGCACAAUGUACUCUACAGAGUCAGAUUUUACUUUCCUUACUGGUAUUGUAAUGGCAGCAACAGAACCUAUAGGCAUGGAAUAUCUCGAGGUGCUGAAGCUCCUCUUCUUGAUGACUUUGUCAUGUCUUACCUUUUUGCUCAGUGGAGGCAUGAUUUUUUGCAUGGAUGGAUAAAAGUACCUGUUACUCAUGAAACACAGGAAGAAUGUCUUGGGAUGGCGGUGUUAGAUAUGAUGAGAAUAGCCAAAGAAAAGGAUCAGACGCCCCUGGACAUCUAUAGCUCUGUCAGCUACAAGACAUUUUUACCAAAAUGUGUUCGAGCAAAGAUCCAAGACUAUCAUAUUUUGACAAGGAAGCGAAUAAGGUACAGAUUUCGCAGAUUUAUUGAGCAAUUCAGCCAUUGCAAAGCCACUGCCAGAAACUUGAAACUUAAGUAUCUUAUAAAUCUGGAAACUCUUCAGUCUGCCUUCUACACAGAGCAAUUUGAAGUAAAAGAACCUGGAAGAGGUCCUUCAGGUGAGGAGAUUUUUGCAACCAUUAUAAUAACUGGAAACGGUGGAAUUCAGUGGUCAAGAGGGAAACAUAAAGAAAGUGAGACACUGACAGAACAGGAUUUACAGUUAUAUUGUGAUUUUCCUGAUAUUAUUGAUGUCAGUAUUAAACAAGCAAACCAAGAAGGCUCAAAUGAAAGCAGAAUUGUAACUAUUCAUAAGCAAGAUGGUAAAAGUCUAGAAAUUGAACUUAUGUCAUUAAGAGAAGCUUUGUCUUUUGUGUCAUUAAUUGAUGGAUAUUACAGGUUAACUGCAGAUGCACAUCAUUAUCUUUGUAAAGAAGUAGCACCUCCAAUGGUGCUUGAAAAUAUACAAAGCAACUGUCAUGGCCCAAUUUCAAUGGAUUUUGCCAUCAGUAAACUGAAGAAAACUGGUAAUCAGACUGGACUCUAUGUACUUCGAUGCAGUCCUAAGGACUUUAAUAAAUAUUUUCUGACUUUUGCUGUUGAGAGAGAAAACGUCAUUGAAUAUAAGCACUGUUUGAUUACAAAAAAUGAGAAUGGAGAAUACAACCUCACUGGUACUAAGAAGAACUUCAGUAAUCUUAAAGAUCUUUUGAAUUGCUAUCAGAUGGAAACUGUUCGCUCAGACAGUAUAAUUUUCCAGUUUACUAAAUGCUGUCCCCCAAAGCCAAAAGAUAAAUCAAACCUUCUAGUCUUCAGAACCAAUGGUAUUUCUGAUGUACCAACCUCACCAACAUUACAGAGGCAUAAUAAUGUGAACCAAAUGGUGUUCCACAAAAUCAGAAAUGAAGAUCUGAUAUUUCAUGAAAGCCUUGGCCAAGGAACUUUUACCAAAAUUUUUAAAGGUGUAAGAAGAGAAGUAGGAGACUAUGGUCAACUGCAUGAAACAGAAGUUCUUUUAAAAGUUCUGGAUAAAGCACAUAGAAACUAUUCAGAGUCUUUCUUUGAAGCAGCAAGCAUGAUGAGCCAGCUUUCUCACAAACAUCUGGUUUUAAAUUAUGGAGUAUGUGUCUGUGGAGAGGAGAAUAUUCUGGUUCAGGAGUUUGUAAAAUUUGGAUCACUAGAUAUAUAUCUGAAAAAGAAUAAAAAUUCUAUAAAUAUAUUAUGGAAACUUGAAGUGGCUAAACAGCUGGCAUGGGCCAUGCAUUUUCUAGAAGAAAAAACCCUUAUUCAUGGGAAUGUGUGCACCAAAAAUAUUCUUCUUAUCAGAGAAGAAGACAGGAAGACAGGAAAUCCUCCUUUCAUCAAACUUAGUGAUCCUGGCAUUAGUAUUACAGUUUUGCCAAAGGACAUUCUGCAGGAGAGAAUACCAUGGGUACCACCUGAAUGCAUUGAAAAUCCUAAAAAUCUAAAUUUGGCAACAGACAAAUGGAGUUUUGGUACCACUUUGUGGGAAAUCUGCAGUGGAGGAGAUAAGCCCCUGAGUGCUUUGGAUUCUCAAAGAAAACUACAGUUUUAUGAAAAUAGGCACCAGCUUCCUGCACCAAAGUGGACAGAAUUAGCAAAUCUUAUUAAUAAUUGUAUGGAUUACGAACCAGAUUUUAGACCUUCUUUCAGAGCCAUCAUACGAGAUCUUAAUAGUUUGUUUACUCCAGAUUACGAACUAUUAACAGAAAAUGACAUGUUACCUAAUAUGAGAAUAGGUGCCUUAGGGUUUUCUGGUGCUUUUGAAGACCGAGACCCUACACAAUUUGAAGAGAGACACUUGAAAUUUCUACAGCAACUUGGCAAGGGUAAUUUUGGCAGUGUGGAGAUGUGCCGGUAUGACCCUCUACAAGACAACACUGGAGAGGUGGUGGCUGUGAAGAAGCUCCAGCACAGUACUGAAGAGCACCUCAGAGACUUUGAAAGGGAAAUUGAAAUCCUUAAAUCCUUGCAACAUGACAAUAUUGUAAAGUACAAGGGAGUGUGCUACAGUGCUGGCCGGCGUAAUCUAAGAUUAAUUAUGGAAUAUUUACCAUAUGGAAGUUUACGAGACUAUCUCCAAAAACAUAAAGAACGGAUAGAUCAUAAAAAACUUCUUCAGUACACAUCUCAGAUAUGCAAGGGUAUGGAGUAUCUUGGUACAAAAAGGUAUAUCCACAGGGAUCUGGCAACGAGGAAUAUAUUGGUGGAGAAUGAAAACAGAGUUAAAAUAGGAGAUUUCGGCUUAACCAAAGUGUUGCCACAAGGCAAAGAAUACUACAAAGUGAAAGAACCUGGUGAAAGUCCCAUAUUCUGGUAUGCGCCAGAAUCACUGACAGAGAGCAAGUUUUCUGUGGCCUCAGAUGUUUGGAGCUUUGGAGUGGUUCUGUAUGAACUUUUCACAUAUAUUGAGAAGAGUAAAAGCCCACCAGCGGAAUUUAUGCGUAUGAUUGGCAAUGACAAACAAGGACAGAUGAUUGUGUUUCAUUUGAUAGAACUCCUGAAGAAUAAUGGAAGAUUACCAAGACCAGAUGGAUGCCCAGAUGAGAUUUAUGUAAUCAUGACAGAAUGCUGGAACAAUAAUGUAAACCAACGCCCUUCUUUCAGAGACCUAGCUCUUCGAGUUGAUCAAAUAAGAGACAGCAUGGCUGGAUGAAAGAAAUGAACUUCACUCUGAGACCAAAAUAGACUUACAGAACAAAGUGUUAUAUUUCACAUUACUGUGGACUGUUACUACAUGUAUCAUUAUUAUGUAUAUCAUGACUUUAGCCAGCAAAGGUGUGGAAGUAUCUGCUCAGAGCUUUCAAAAGUUUAGUGAGUUUUUCUUCAUGAGGACACCAGCCAAAGAUACUGAUGAAAAGUCCUUAGCAAAGAGUUUUGUAAAAAGUUUCGUGAACCUAAUCAGCCAGUUAAUAUCACCUUUGGCAAAAGAAGAAACAGACUUUUUUCAACUCAGAAUUAUGAGAGAUGAAAAAAUUGUAAAUGUUUAAUAUGCACAGAAUACGUAUGUACAGUUUUUACCACAGUGAAUGUAUAAUACCUUGACAUCUUGUGUGAUGUUUUACACAAGAGCUGGUAUUCAUAAAUAAUGUUUUCUAAUUUUUCCAUAGUUGAUCUGUAAUAACUUCACUGUACAAAUUAAGAUGCUCAGAUAAUUGAAUAAGCACCUUUGUGUCCUUGUUCAUCUAUAUCACUGGCCAGCAAUAUAAGCAGCUGUAUACUUUUAGCUUGCUGUUCUAUGUACUGUAAAUAUUUUUCAAAGCAAAGGGAACAAAUGUUUAGUUUUAUUUGUAUAGGGAAUUUCCCUGACUCUAAAGAAUACAUUUUGAGAUGGAACAAGUUUACAAAGAUAUAACACAAUCUAUUUUCUUAUUUCUCUCCCUAGUAUCUGUUUGUGGCGAGUAUGUUUUUUAAAUAGAACUGUCUCCAGGCUUUUCUAAGACUACAGUGAACAGUUUUCUUUUAAAAUUUUGAGAUGACGAAUGCCAGGAAUAUUGUCAUCCCUUGAGCUACUGGCUGCCAAUAAGACUCUUCAAUCCCUGGGACCUAUAGUCAUGGAUUAAAUUUAAGUGUAAGCCAUAAAAUAGAUUGUUUUUCAUAUAUAUAUGCCUAUUAAGAUGCACAGUGGGUUAGGAAUUUUUUCUAAAGAAUUUAUAUUUUAGGGAUUUCAGAAAUCUGUUGCCGCUAUAAAAGAGAUUUUCUUUUGUUAGAUUCUUACAAGGGGGAAAUGAGAGUAAAUUGGUAAAAAAAAAAGAAAGUAUGCUUGUUAAUUUUAUUCAAGAAUGCCAGUAGAAAAUUCAUAAUGUCUUGAAGAAAAAUCAGCAUUUUUCAACUGAGUAUACAGGGUCGUUUGUUACUGUUGUCGUUUGUUUUAGUGCUACUCCAUUUUAGACACCAUACCUAAAAUUUGGUGGAGUUUUUUGUCUGUGUGUUAUUUAUACAAAGUUUAAAAUACUUGGAGAAAAUAGUUUCUUUAUUUUCAAUGCUAUAUGCUUUUUUUCUUUUAACUUGAACUUAAGACUUUUGAUUAUCUUUCUAUUUUUUGGAGCUGGUUUUAAAACGAAUAUUAUAUAAGAAAAAAAUGCCUCACAUAUAAAGUUUGAGUUUUUUGUUGGAAGGAAAGGGAAGAAAUGCUUUUUAUGCUAUCUUUAAAGCAUUUUACCAAAUAGUAGUUACACCAAAUGCACAAAUCAUCUAAAAUAAUAUAUUAGAUUUUAAAAGAUUUCUAGUAAACAUUAUAUUUUGAUGAAAGUUGAAUAUAAUUUUUGUUUAAUUUGUAAAGACUCCUCCAGGAUCUCUGUAUGUAAUACAUUUAAGAGAUCUUCUGUUCUGCUACUUUUCAUGUCCAAAGUAGCAUAUCAUAUAUGUUUGAUUGCAGAUUUUUGUACUAAAACUUAAGUACCUAAAAGUAGAUUCUUAAAGGUUGAUAACAUUUUGUUUAUAAAAACAAGGAUGGUAACUAGGUUUCUUUUUUAAAAGUUUUUCUUUUAAUGUUUCCAUUUUUAGUUUUAGGAGAAAAAUCCCACAUAAACAUCUUAAGUUUUUAGAAUGGGAUGACAGCCUUAUUGUAAAAUUCUAAGUUUUCAAGAGAAUUAUUAUUUAUUGAGGGUUUGUGAUGUUUUAAAUUUUGAUUCUGACCAUACAUAAAAGGAAAUUAACCAUGCAGCUGUUUAGUUGGUUCUGCACAAGACACAGGUAAGUCAGUAUUGUACCAGUUAAUGCCAAAAUGUUUCUUCAAAGUAAUACUCUUCAGAAAUGAGCGUAAAGAUUUUCUUAAAAUUCUGCAAUUCUGUAAAUAUUCCAGUAUUUUAAGUUACACAGUCUUUAUAUAAAUAAUUCCCUAUAUCCAUGACUACCUGCUUUGGGAAAUAGUCACUUUUUCAUGUUAUUUAUGUAUGCUGCCAGUAGCACUAUAAUUUGCUAUGGAAGAGUGCUUUCUUACAACCCAAGACUUCUGCUUUAAAGUCAAGUGAAAUUUUUAUCAAAACCAUAACUCCUGAUAUUUAAAUUUUAUUUAAAGAGUUUUGCUAUAGAGUAGACUUUAGAAAAUACCUAUAGUUCUAUACCUGGGGAGCCAUUCUUUUUGGGGUGGCAUGAUGUGGUCAGAUUGAGACUGUAUUAUUUUCUUCAUUGUGCCUUUAGCAUGUUCCCACAAAACUGAAAUACUCAUGUAAUAAAUAUUCAGAAGUUA
Messenger RNA from Aethalodelphis obliquidens (Pacific white-sided dolphin), 6309 nucleotides. RefSeq names its product Janus kinase 2 (gene JAK2). Gene Ontology annotation, biological process: growth hormone receptor signaling pathway via JAK-STAT; regulation of apoptotic process; cell surface receptor signaling pathway via JAK-STAT. The record is from RefSeq and is a predicted model, not a curated record. NCBI's taxonomy places the organism in Eukaryota, Metazoa, Chordata, Mammalia, Artiodactyla, Delphinidae. Gene Ontology annotation, cellular component: membrane; cytoskeleton; cytosol. The transcript is spliced from 25 exons. Bases 271 to 3774 code for a protein of 1167 amino acids. Gene Ontology annotation, molecular function: growth hormone receptor binding; ATP binding; non-membrane spanning protein tyrosine kinase activity.